AUGAGUCAUCAUCGAAAUUCAGCGGCACUGCCAUCACUGUCGUCGUCGUCUUCUUCUGGUAACGCCCAUCGAGGACAACCGGUUGGGUAUCAUCUACUGGAUUCCAUGAUAGACGAAGAAGAAGAAGAAGAAGAGAACACACAUCAGGAUGAAUAUGAGGAUGAUUCCUCUUCUUCCGAAGAAGGAGAAGAAGGAACAGUGGUUGUGGACGGUUUGAUGGAUGAUGAUGAGAAGGCUGUCGUUCUGGGAAGAGCUGCCUCAGGAGCUGCUACUCAUUCAUUGUCAUUAUCAUCGGAUCACACAAAUCACAGAUAUGAGACUACGAGAGACGAAUCUUCAAUGUCUUCUUCUUUAUCAUCUGCUGAGCCCUCCACACCAUCAACACCAACAACAUCAACCAUCACCACAACGCCCAGCAGUACAUCAGAGAAAAGUCCUUCCACAAAAUCAGAUGACAACGAUCAAACCAACAAAUCUUCCCCUGAAACCUCAAGAAUAAUGUCUUCUUCAAGAAGAGGUCGAGCACCGAUUAUUAGAGGUACUCCUCCUGCUUUUCCUUCAAGUUCUACAGAGCCAGAAACGAAAGCUGUGACGUCAUCACCUAGUAUUAUAACUCCAAAUGGUCAUUCCACAGAAGAAAACAGUUCUGUGGCUCAGGACUCAUUGAAAGAAGCAACUGAUGAUAAAAAAUCAACAGUUUUGGAUGUUGUCAAUGAUGAAGAAGCUUUAUUGAAAUUAGCUCAAGAGAGAAACAAAAAUAGGAAACGAGCAAAUCCAAGAGCAUCAACAAGACACGACACACAAUCGACAGCUCCAGAAGAGAAUGAUUGGUUGAAAGUUGGUUAUUGUGAGUUCCAAGGGUCAAGACCAUCUAUGGAAGAUGCACUACAUUGUGAUGUUUCUUUUAGAAAAUUUGAAACAAGUGAAGGAACACGUCAUGAAACAUUUAUUGGAGUUUUUGAUGGUCAUGGAGGUUCCUUAGCAUCAAAGCAUGCUUCUACUAUUUUACAUACUAUUUUCUUGGAAAAAUUAACAAAAUAUGAAAAUUUACUUUCGAGAUAUUAUGAAUCAGCACCCGGUAGAGAAGCAUUAAAGCAAGAGGCAAAAAGUUUAACCUCAAAGCUUCUACAACACUUAAAGGAGAAAGAAUUACAACAAACUCUUUCUGAGGAGCAAGCUGUUGAAUAUUUCGAUAUUUUGUCUUUGUCACCAGUAGAUGCAAUGCAUUUAUUAAUAAGAGAAUCAUUUUUAGAGACCAAUGAAGCUGUUUGUGAAAAAAACAGCAUAGAUGGUACAACAGCUACAUUGGUUUAUAUUCCAACGAUUGACUCAAGAUUUUUAUUUGUAGGAAAUGUAGGAGAUUCGAAGGUGGUACUUUGCAGAGAUGGUAAGCCAAUUGUUCUAACGGUAGACCAUAGACCCACUGAUUCUGACGAAAGAAGACGUGUUAGAGAUGCUGGAAAAUCCAUCAUUAACAAUCGUAUCAGUGCAUGUUUGGCUGUCUCAAGAUCGAUUGGUGACAAAACAUUCCAACCUGGUGUCAUUUCAGAUCCACAUACUCAAGCAAUUAGACUUUGUGAUAAGGAUGAGUUUGUUAUUGUAGCUUGUGACGGUAUUUUUGAUUUCGUUUCUGAACAAGAGGCAAUUGAUGAGAUUAGGAAUGAAUUGGAUCCAGUAGCUGCAAGUUUGAAAUUAAGAGAUUAUGCAUACAAUAAGAAAGGUAGUAAUGACAACAUAACUGUUGUCGUUGCAAGACUGAAAUCUGUGUUAGCAUAA
Messenger RNA from Naegleria fowleri, 1776 nucleotides. RefSeq lists its product as uncharacterized. NCBI's taxonomy places the organism in Eukaryota, Heterolobosea, Eutetramitea, Acrasida, Naegleriidae. Bases 1 to 1776 code for a protein of 591 amino acids. Gene Ontology annotation, molecular function: protein serine/threonine phosphatase activity; cation binding. Gene Ontology annotation, biological process: protein dephosphorylation. The transcript is spliced from 2 exons. The record is from RefSeq and is a predicted model, not a curated record.